CACAUGAGUCCUGACCAGAGCCCAGAGAGAAAGAGCAAAAGGGGGGCAUACAAAGGGAGGUUGGGAGAGAAGACAGAGGAUACAGAGAAAAAGAGAUAUCCAGAGAGAAGAGGACAAAGGAAUACACAGGAAGAGAAAGAAAGACGGAAGGAAACAUAGAACUCAGAUUAAUUUUUUGUUUUAAAAAAAGCUGCUGCCCUUUGAAUCUGACAGGUCAAACUCCACCAUCAAGUGCACCUUCAGGAACAUAACAUGUCUGGGUGAACGAUCACCGCACUCAGAAAAAUAGAAGAAAAGAAAGGAAAGACAAAGUGUUGAAAGCCACAUUGGCUACAUCAACUUCGACAGGAAAAGGGACGAUAGACAUACGUGUCACGUCGCAUCAUGAAUAACAUAGCUGUGAUUCUGGCUGCUGUCACCUAUUUCACCUGGACAUAUACACCUAUUUCAGCUGUAUUUCACUCUCAAAGACAAGGUGUGCAUAAGAAACUUCGGUACCUUCUUGAGCCACCCGUCUAUGCAGAAGUAACAGCUCGUCGAGGUGCGAACGUCACUCUUCCCUGUUUGAUGCUAUUUAAACCACCCCAGUAUAAAGUGAAGUGGACAAAGUUGGAACCACUGCACCGUGGAGUAGAAAACAUCGUUCUCAUCACAAAUGGUCAGGCGCAAAAGGGAUAUGGCUUGCUGGGGCCCCGGGCAUCGUUGCGCCGAGCUUAUCCAUUGGAUGCCUCCCUGCGCAUCAGCAACCUUGAACUGGAGGAUGACGGAAGGUUCCGAUGUGAACUUGUCAACGGAAUAGAAGACGAAAGUGUCGUUCUUACCCUGAGAAUAGAAGGGGUUGUAUUUCCUUAUCAGAGUUCCAAUGGUCGUUACCAAUUUAACCACCAGGAGGCCAAAGAGGCUUGCCAUGGACAGGACGCUACGCUGGCUACGUAUAAGCAGCUGUACAGAGCCUGGACAGAAGGACUUGACUGGUGUAAUGCGGGAUGGUUGAAUGAUGGGACAGUCCAUUACCCCAUUCUGCACCCACGGUCGCAGUGCGGAGGGGAGAAACUCCAUGCUGGAAUUCGCAGCUACGGCCCCAAAGACAAGACCCGGGACUACUUUGAUGCCUUUUGCUUCACUUCUAUAACAGCAGGGUAUGUGUUUUUCAUCGGAAGCAAACUGAACUUUACAGAAGCAAUAGAGGUUUGCAGGGAGAAGGGGGCGGAGCUGGCCCGAGUCGGUCAGCUGUAUUCGGCCUGGCACUUCAGGGGCUUGGACCGCUGCAACGGAGGCUGGCUGUACGACGGCAGCGUGCGCUUCCCCAUCACCAACCCCAGGAAGCGCUGCGGAGACCUGCACGAGCCAGGGGUGCGCAGCUUCGGCUUCCCCAGCAAGAACCUGCGGCUCUACGGGGCUUACUGCUACAGGUAGUGGGGCUGGGGGGAAGACUUUGAAGGUUGCACACUGACUCUUCAGAAGAUGUCAGCAGGAAACAACAUGCUUGGGCAGUUUUAAAACAGUGGUUAAUGUUUGCAAGUUUAAGGAUAACUGCUUGUAUUUAAAAUUCAAUUGCAUUACCUCCUGACUUUGUGAUUAUGUUAAUAUUUAUAAGCAGUGGUAUUUGCUGUGACUGGAGGACAUUGUCAGUGAGUAUCAGGAUUACAUACUGCCACAUGAAGGCUGAGUACUGAGAAGUGGAACAAUUGUGAGCAUUUUUCUUCAGUUUUAAUUCAGUUCAUAACAGGUUCAAAUGGAUUAUAGCAAAAUCUUUUGUUUUGUUGCUUUUGUGUUCAUGCUUUUUGAUCACAUGCUCAUGUGAUCAAUAUAAUAGCAGUCUCCAUAGAAUUAAUAUACUGUAGCUAAAAUGAAUGUUAAUUUUCACCAUGGACAUGGAAGAACUUCAUAUGAUGUUAAUUUGUGGAAUUCAGAAAUUACCACCUUAUUCAUCAUAAAUGUAUUUAUUUUGUAGCCAGGGGAGACAUUUAUUUUAAUGUGAUUGUAUUCAACCCUCCAUUCUGUGCAUAGUCUGUCACUCUGCUUGAUCCAUGAAGUCCAUAAUCUUAAUUCACUGUAGUUCAAAUUAAUUUGAAAAGAUGAUUCUGUGUUUAAUGUAGAAAUGCAUCAAUAAAGUAAAUAAUUAUAUUGUAGAUUGAACUGAAUUCUGUUAUAUUAAUAUGGAAUAUUGCUAAUCGUUUCAUCAAAAUUGUACUCCCACUUAAUGUCCAAACAUCCUCUGUAAACAUUUUUUUUAUUUCUUUUGAUUCAAGCUCAGCGAGUGUUUCAAUGCGUCUCAAUUGCUGUACCUUACUAUAUGUGUGCUUUUUCAGUAUUAAGAAGUUAUGCCCAAAUAGAUAAGCAUUAAUGGAGUAUGUGAUUAAGUAUGACAGCACUAUACGCUAUUCAGUUACAAUGCCCUAUCAUAUCUUUGAACUGGAGAAAGAAGGCAGGACAAAAAUGGCAGUUGAACCUUGAAUACGCGUAUUUCAUGAAAACCUUUAUGAAACCCGUGCAGCUGUUCAGACCGAUUUGAAACAACACAUAUUUAUGACACAGUGCACAGCACGGAACACUUAAACAUACUGUGGAUAGUAUGGGUUUGUGUGUACUUUGAAUAUUACAAUAUUACAAUUACAAUAUUGACAGAAUAGAUCAUUCAGACAGGCAGAAUUCUUCCUCUGUGGUUCAUCCUGUAACUCAGAGCCCAAAGAUAUUCUAUGGGCUUACCUGCCGAGAAAAACUGCUGUGAGGCUGAAUUCUCAGUGCUACAAGAAUGCAAGAUUGAGAUCAGCCUUCAUGGUAAAGACAUAAUACCAGACUUAACACUGACAUCAAAGCUCCCUUUGGUAACAUCCGUCUAUGGGCCACUCACAAAGAGCAUCUCCGCUUUGUGGGAAUUACAGUGAAUAGAAUACCUAAUAAGUUGACAAGUCAAAAUUAAUGGAAUGCAUAGGGGUGAAAGGAAAAGGUACAUUCAAAAGGCUCUUUGCAGUGCUGUUUAAUGUCUGCUGAAGCAAAAUGUGAGAGAGCCAUAUGAAUGAAAUGUGAUUGACUAUGAGGGAAAGAGAUCAAUGACAAGUAUAUCAGCAGGGAGAAGAUUGGUGUUGUAUAACACCUGAAUUGAAGUUGAAAAAGUGUGGUUAAUAAAUGGUAUACUCCUCAAUCAAUCAUUUUGCAGAGAGAGAGAGAUAGAAAAGAGGAAGGGUAUCCUGACUUGAGCAGAUUCAAGCAGACUGUAAAAAGGUGAAUUAUUUAUGUGCGCUGUAAAGACCUGUUCCCCUCAUUAUAAUAAGGCCUUUCCAUCACACUGGCAUUUUUCAAAUGUUCACAUCAACACCCUACCACUAGUUUAAAUAUCAGUGGUCAGGACUUGUCAGUUGGAGUUAUUUUUUGAGGGAUUUUGAGUCCCCGCGUCCCAUUAAAUUAGCAUACCUAUGCAGCUUUAUGGAUGAACAUACAGAAUUCUGUCAGUAGAGGGAGACAUAUGAUAAGAGAUAGUAUUUCUCAUUGUUCAUUCUGCCAUAUGUACCCGACAAAAUUCAUGGCAAGUAGUUGUUACCAUUCUGCAAGUCAUGACACGGUUAUUACUUGUGAUUCAUUCAGCUAUAAAAUGUCUUUUGUCUCCAUUGUACUAAAUUUGGUGUGAGAGUUCACUAAAGGGGAGUGAAGUAAAGGAAGGCUGCAGUAUUGCAGUAAUAGAGUUACUCUGUUACAGCAGAGCAGAAGCAGAUACUCACAUUACCGGCCAUUGCUCCUCUGAACUCAUCAUAUUGCCACAGCUAGCAUCUACUGCUGGCAACUAGCCAUACUAGCCUAUGAACUCUGCUGACAAUGCUAAGAUUGCUAUUGUAUUGUUUUACUUUUACAAUUACAAUUAAAUAGAUUGCUCAUGUAGUUUGUUUCUUGAUUUCUUCAUAAUAGAUUUCUAGAUGUCUUAUAUUAUCUCUGUAUACCUGCAAAGAUUGUUGCAUUUUUUGAAGGAUUGUUUCACUAUUUGUAACUCCCAUUUUCCAUUGGCCUCCCCAAGCUUGGAUUCAGUUGAGCUAAAUUCAGUAGCAUAACCCCUUCAGAUGCUCACCAUUUUGACUCAACGGACACAUCUGUUCUGGGAUUGCCUUUCUAGCUGCUGAAUCACUCACUAAUCCUCAUGGCGGCUAACAGGUGCAUGCAACCUUUUAGGGUCGUAAACUGUGUUUAACUUAGAUGCAAAUGCCUGGAACUUAAUUUGCGCACCUGUGAAUUUAAUAAAUACGCAAUCUGCACCCAGUUUAUAUUUUUAUAACAUUCAAGGAAACAGAAUUUGUGUGUUAAAUUAAAUAUAAAAAUAAAAUAACAUGCAUGUUUAUCCUUUAGAGAACAAAUAAAAUAUGCAUACAGAGCAAUUUUGAGUCAGAGGUAUUUUUCACUUACUGUGUAAAAGUGAGACUACCGAAGAUGGCCUCAUCUGCUAUUAAAAUAUGUGAUGAGCAUUCACAAAACAUAUUAUUGGGUUAAAAACAGUAUCCAUGUUUUAUUCCAUUAAGGCUGACACACAUAAUCUUCAAGAUCACAGGUACUCACACUAAUUAUUAUCUGUACUGCACUAGCCAUACAGAGUUAGCAAGGAGCAUCAGGAAAAUGACAGGAAAGGUGUUUAAAAAAACCAGCAACGUCAUUAACAGUUCUGUUAGAAAACCUAGUCAUUUAUGAAAGUGUGUAACAGUGUGGCAAGUAGCAAGUAGGUACCAUGUACCAGAUGGUACCUAUUUGCUUAACAAUUCACCAUAUUCUUCAUACAAUUUAAUUACCUGUUAAGACAUCAGUUUACUGAUAGGGAUGCUGCACCAUUACAGAAACAAUACAAAGAGACUGCUUGAGCUUUGUGAUAUAAUCAUGGUUUCUAUCUGAGCACAGCUCAACCUAUACUUGUAUGACAAGAUUAUCAUACAUUUUUGAACUCUAAUUUUUGAAACAUUAAUACACUGGGAUGAAAUUGCAACUCCACAAACAAGUUAGCUACUAAAUUAUUGUACAGUAUUAACAAUAAUAGAGCAUGGCAGAUAUAUGAUAUGUGAUUUUGCCUGGAUUAUUCUUGGUUUAUUGCUUUUGAUAAUAAAUGUGGGCCCUUAGGAAGGGGACACAUUCCAAGGAUUGUUGAUUGAGAGUAUGAAUAUGAUUCUUAUUUGGACGGAAAACGCUGGUUUGAAAGAUACUGGAGAAAUGUAAACCACAUCGCCAACUUCUACUUGAUAAUUAAAUGUUAAACAUUAAACACUAAACAUUGUUAUGCUUCAAUUACAGGGCUAGUAAAAAAAUAUGUACUUGCUGCUGUUUUCAUUUAAUUACAUUUGAAAAUGGAUUUUGUAUUUACUGUGGAACUGUAUUGGUAAAAUAAAUGAUCGAUGAGAAUGAAUUAACUAAUGUUAUUUUGUGAAAUUGGCAAUCCUACACAUAUUGCUACAACACAAAUCUUUCCAUUAAAACAAUGUCAUGCAGAUUAUCCAUUUCUGAGAAAAUGCUAAACAUGUGAUCCUUUAAAUAGGACAGAGCUGACUUAUGGAUAAGAAUAUUUUCAGUGAAUAUUUACAUUAUAAAAUGUUGGAUAAGUUUUAUAGCAUUAGAAAUUACGUGUAACUAAUGUGUCUACACUUAAGCAUUUAAAUUAGAGUACUACUAUUCAAAAAAUCCUUUGAGGUCACAAGCUAUUGGUGACCACAAUGUGUUUUACUGCUCUUGUUAUCAGUGGGCCUUGCUCAUAACAUAUCAAACAUCAUUAUAUGUACACCUGGGCCCAUCUACCCCCAUCAUCACCCUAAACACACUAGAGACAUGAAAAAUUAAGCACCAGAUUCAUAGGUCAUAUAUGUAAAUAUUGAUAAAGUUGGGAAAAGAAGGAAAUUAAAGACAAGACUAGUCAAAGGGAAGAUAUCACGUGGACUAAUACUGAAGAUUGUUCAGAGACUUUUAGACCUGACUACCAUAGUAUAUAUCAGUUUGUCCCAAACGUUAAACAGCCAAUACAUUUUUGUCCAUUUCAGAGAUCCUGCCAAACCCCUUACUUCAAAAGUUGCUUAACUUCACGUGAUUAAUUUCAUAAUUCUAACUAAAGGACACACCACUCUGUGAUGGGCCUGAACCCCAUCCUUUAAAUCAUCAAAUUUAUACCCGCCUAAGAAGUUAGA
This is a messenger RNA of Anguilla anguilla (European eel), 6143 nucleotides long. RefSeq names its product hyaluronan and proteoglycan link protein 2 (gene hapln2). Lineage: Eukaryota; Metazoa; Chordata; Actinopteri; Anguilliformes; Anguillidae. Gene Ontology annotation, biological process: cell adhesion. The record is from RefSeq and is a predicted model, not a curated record. Bases 385 to 1416 code for a protein of 343 amino acids. Gene Ontology annotation, molecular function: hyaluronic acid binding. The transcript has 6 exons.